AUGAAACGACAACUGUCUUUAACCGAAGAAAAGGCCGCUGGGAAAUCCAACUUGGUCCAGGACGCCAUCAUCACCGACUUGAAGAAGCGGUUUGAAGAGCAAGCGGAGGAGUUGGUGGGAGUGCGAAGGGCGGCGGAGGGGGCCAAACACGCUUUCGAAAUUGCAACCCAGCUAAAGGAGUCGGUAUCUGCUGUAGAGAAAGCAGAGUGGGAGAAGCAACGCAACCAGCUCAUGCGUGCUCUCAGGGUCAAGAUCGUGACGUUGCAGCAGUGCGAAGCCACUCUCAAAGACGAGAAGGUCAACACAGAGAUCGAGCGACGGUCUUUGCACCAGGCAAUUGACAAGCUGACCGAAGAGCUACGUGAAGAGUUUCAGAACGAUUGGUAUAAGGUGCAGAUGGAGGAAAAGGCCGUCGCCAAGGGUAUGGAGAUCCUACGAGCGCUUGAAGACAGACGAAAAUCAUUGGAAGGAGCGGAAGAAGAAAAUGGAGCAGUUGAUGGCUGA
This is a messenger RNA of Cyclocybe aegerita, 504 nucleotides long. The record is from the annotation of a GenBank genome assembly. NCBI's taxonomy places the organism in Eukaryota, Fungi, Basidiomycota, Agaricomycetes, Agaricales, Hemipholiotaceae.